Messenger RNA from Lottia gigantea (owl limpet), 1257 nucleotides. RefSeq lists its product as hypothetical. Gene Ontology annotation, biological process: carbohydrate metabolic process; proteoglycan biosynthetic process. The record is from RefSeq and is a predicted model, not a curated record. Gene Ontology annotation, molecular function: xylosylprotein 4-beta-galactosyltransferase activity. The transcript is spliced from 6 exons. Bases 292 to 1257 code for a protein of 321 amino acids. NCBI's taxonomy places the organism in Eukaryota, Metazoa, Mollusca, Gastropoda, Lottiidae.
CGUCGACAGGGAGUCAGAGCGCAACCAAUUUGGUUGCAUUGAAAACUACUUCUUCCUUGAGGUUUUUUCAAAAAGCUGACAAUUUUCUUGUAAACAUGUUAUGAGGUCCGCUCCAUACAAUCAUCCUUAUUUUCGACAGAAUAAGCCAUUACUUGUUAUUAUGUAAGUGAAUAUUGAAAAUCAUCAGCAUGAAAUGAACUAAAAUUGAAAAUAUCUACUAUUCAUGAAGCUGAUUUAGAUGUGUUGAGCGUUGAGUGUUGUUAUAAAACUGUACUGGUAUUUUUUUCAUGUAUGGCCAGAAUUAUCAAUGGCGUUUUCAAGAGAUUCCAUUUAUUCCUAUUGUUUGUUUUGAUAAUAUCUGUGAUAGGAUUUUUACUUGUGGCCAUAUAUCCUAUAAACGAUAACAGAGGUAUAAAUCAUAGUCAAAAUGAAGAUGAGCAAAUUAAUGAUUUGGAAGAAUUCCAUGUUAAUGGAGAUCCAAUACCACAAUCUGAUGGACAUAAGUUAGCAGUUAUUAUACCAUUUCGUGAUAGAUUUGAAGAACUGAUGGUUUUUGUUCCUCAUAUGAGUACAUUUUUAAGAAAUCAAAAUGUUCCCCAUAGAAUAUUUGUUAUAAAUCAAAUUGAUACAUAUAGAUUUAACAGAGCAUCCUUGAUAAAUAUUGGUUUUUUAGAAAGUAAACAGGAAUGUGAUUAUAUUGCUAUGCAUGAUGUUGACUUAUUACCACUGAAUCCAGCUUUAAAUUACAAAUAUCCUCAAAAUGGUGUAUUCCACAUAGCUGCUCCAAAUCUACAUCCUUUAUAUCAUUAUGAAAAAUUUGUAGGUGGAAUUUUGUUAAUUACCGGAGAAAAUUUUGAAAAGUUGAAUGGUUUAUCUAAUAAAUAUUGGGGCUGGGGUUUAGAAGAUGAUGAAUUUUAUGUUAGAAUGAAAAAACAGGGUAUAAAGAUUUAUCGACCUGAAGGAAUUACUACUGGUAAUAAAACAUUUCAACAUAUUCAUGAUAAACGUAGACGAACUAGAGAUAAAGAUAAGUUUUUUGAUCAAAGAGAGAAAACAAGAAGAUUAGAUAAAGUAACUGGUGUUAAUACUGUACAAUAUACAAUAGAUAGUCAACAUGAUAUGGUUAUAGAUGGUGGAAAAGUUACCAUAAUAAAUGUCAGGUUAAAAUGUGAUAUUCAGUCAACACCAUGGUGCUUAAUGAAAGAAGAUCAUGUUCUGUAUGAACAGUUAAAAGAUAAACAGAAGAGAGUAAAGUAA